GUAUUAACCAGAAUUUGGUUCUAUGUUAAUAUUAUUAAGUAAUCGUUUAUUAAUUAAUUUGUAAUAGUAAUAUAGAAAUGUAUCAACUCGAUAUAUAACAACUGACUAAUGAAAUUGCUCACGUCAACAACAAUAUAUGUUUAUCAACUUGUCUGACAGUUUUACAACCAAUAUACAUGCUAUCUUCACUGCAAUAAUUCAGCAUGUAGGUUAAUAUUGAUUUUAUAAGAUAAAAAAAAAAAAAAUAAGUAAAAGUAAAAAUGUGAAAAAUAAAAAAAAGAAACGUCUAAAUCACAAAGUAAUUUAUCAGGUGUCACAAAAUAUUACAUUUGCUAUUCACCAUCCGACGCGUUUGCUGAUACUCCGGCAUCAUUCCUACUAUCGAUUUUAUUGUAACGAAAUCCAAUCAUGUUUCAACACAAAGACUCGGAAGCUUCGAAGCUACUUUGUGAGAUGCAUCGUGAGUGGGGUUUGAGGUUCAAUAAGACCCAGCAGUAUGAAGCAGCAGUAGCUGCGUUUGAGAGAUCACGAGAAGAAGCCGGCGAUGAUGAUCCAAGAACCCUUCUGGGCUUAGCCGAGGCAUUAGUUAACUUGAUGAGGUACUCUCAGGCAGAUAUUAUCUCGGAAAAAUGCUUACAGAUGGCACCGAAGAAUUAUCUCGCCAAGUGGAUGAGGAUAGAAACAUUGUACAGGAUUGGAGAAUUUUCAAAAAGUUUGAUACUAGCUUAUCAGGCAGGACACUCGUGUCGCUAUCCAUUCGAGGAUGCAAUUCAUCGUGCUAAUGAGACCGUUGAGGAUUGCCUGGGUUAUAAUACGCUGAAGGAUGUUUUGGUGGCUUUACUUCCUUGGAUGAAGAAGUUGGAGAAGCGGCGCAACGACCUGAUAUCUAAGUUGUCGGAACUCAAGGAUGAGUUUGAGGGCAUAGAUCAAGAUCAUUCACGAUUUCCGGCUAAUGAUCCAGAUUACCAACGCGAGUAUCGUAAUAAAAAAUUCAAUGACAUGUUGACACGCAGGUAUCUUGAGACACUGGCAGUUGAUAAGUUUUUCGUUGAGAAUUUAUUUGAAAAUCCGGGUUUUAAAACGGCGAAUAAAGAAGCGAGUCAAAGAUUACUUACACUGGCACAAGAGCUCGUGACAGGAUCAAAUAAAAUAAUCGAGGUUAAUCGUCUUCGAAAGCCACUUUACGUCUAUUACUUUAGAAACAGGAUUAUGCCAUCUUCUUUGAAACGCGCAAAUCUAAAAGAUAAACAACUGCGUAAAGAUAAUAUUGUUAUCGAGGCUAAUUCACUGCUGAUGCGGCUUCACAAAGCACGCAUGCAACGUGACUAUAAAAGUUUUUUUAUGUACGUUGAUAGAGUCAAAAAUAAAUUUGAUUCAUACAAAGAAUCCAUGUUUCCGAUGAAAAAAAAAUGUUUGGACGAACUAUACAGAAUAAUAUCACGAGCAUACAUCGAUGCAAGAGACGUGACAAGUAUUAAAGAUGAGAACGAAAAGAUGAGAUACUUAAAACAUCAUCUUGGUUUGCGCGAAAGCACGUUCCCAACGGACAGCGAUCUCGGCUGGAUACCAUACAGUCUUCAGAGCCGGAAAAAAGCGCCAGAAGUGUUCAGAAAACGUCUGGCAAUGGCAUCUGAGCCACUGGAGCUUGCGUGGUUGUUUCACGAGUUCGCUAAGCUUCAUGUUGACAUGCGACUUCUUGAUGCCGCUCGUUAUUACGCGAAAAGGUCACGAGACAUGGGCUUGCAAGCGCAAGACGACAGAUGGAUAUUAAACGCCAAUCACUUGCUCAUGAAAAUUGAAAUUCAUUCGAGGAAUAAAAAUGAAGCUCGCGAUGCUGCGCUGCUGGCUUAUUGGUGUGCGAAGAAAAUAGGCCUGGAUUAUUUAGUGGACUUUUACAGGCGGUUGGUUGAAUUCAUAAAAGUUGCUGAUGUUGAUAAGUUUUUUGGUGUCGGUGGUAUUGCGAUGAGAGAACGUUUGAUGGUUAAAUUAAUGCCGGGAGAAUUUAAACGAGAUAUGGAUCUGUUAUUGCAACGAAUUAAUUUUAUACCGGCUAAACGUAGAUUGUCUGUAAUGCCUGGAUGCAAGCCCAGGGAUCAUAAUUUCAAAAUGCCCUGCAGGAGACAUUCGAUAUUGCAGCAACGCCGGCAACAAUAUGGUGAAAGCUUUUCCUGUAAUCGAAACCGAGAAAUGGAAAUGAGACGCGAUUCACUGCGACAGUCUGCUCCUUCACGUCAUAUUCUUGGUUGGAUGGACUUUGAAGAUUAUCUGUAGUAAUUUUAUCUCCAUGUUUUUUUUUUAUUCAUCCAAUGUAUCUAAUUUUCAUAGAUAAAAAUAUAUAAAUAUAAAUUCAAAUAAUAUUGAGGAAAAAUAUAUAAAUAACUCCCAGUGUAAUAAUAGUCAUAUCAAGGAAAAUAUAUGUAUACAUAAAUGUCUAAUAAAAAAUAUAAAUAAUAUCUGUAGCUAGCUGGAAUAAAAAAUAUGUAAAUGAUACUGCAAAAAUAAAUAUCUGAUAAAGUAUGAAGGAAAGCUAUAAAUUAUGAUGGAAAAUAUUUUUAAUAAAUAACAUGAGUAAAUAAACGUUAUUAAUUUUUUUUCCAGCCCAAAUUGCACAUGAUUAAUGAUCACUGUAAUUAAGUUAAGCGAAAAUGGAAGUGAGAUAAAAAUGUCAACUGUA
This is a messenger RNA of Microplitis mediator, 2674 nucleotides long. Its product is annotated as outer dynein arm-docking complex subunit 4-like. The transcript is spliced from 5 exons. The coding region runs from base 409 to 2271 and encodes 620 amino acids. Gene Ontology annotation, molecular function: protein binding. Lineage: Eukaryota; Metazoa; Arthropoda; Insecta; Hymenoptera; Braconidae. The record is from RefSeq and is a predicted model, not a curated record.